AUGUUGGGUGAUAUUGAUGCUAUGUUCGAUGAUGAUGAUGAUGCGGAAAUAGUAGAGUUUUUAGAAUAUGAAAGGAGGCCCUAUAUUGUACGAGAAAGAGAAGACUUCUUCCAUUCAUUGGACGACAUAGAUUUUUUUGUGAGGUUCCGCUUGAAAAAAAUUACGGUUUUAUAUAUUUUAUCUCUCAUCGAGGAAGAACUCGAAUCUGUUACCGACAGAAAUCAUUCUAUUUCACCCAUCAAUCAGUUAUUACUGACUCUACGCUUCUAUGCUACGGGAAACUUCCUACUAACUGUUGGUGAUUUCAUCAAAGUUAGUAAGAGCUCUGCCUCAAAAAUAGUGAAGAAGGUGUCUGAGGCAAUAGCUACCUUCUCAGGUAGAUUUAUAAAAAUGCCAAGUAAUGAUGAGGAAAUAAGGAAAGCCAAAAGUAGCUUUUAUGAGAAAGCACAUGUGCCUAGAGUGAUUGGAUCCCUUGACUGCACACACAUAAAAAUUCAGAGGAAAUAAUGCAGAACUAUUUCGCAAUCGAAAAGGCUAUUUCUCCAUCAAUGUACAAACCAUUUCAGCCCCCAAUCUAAAAAUAUUAGACAUUACUGCACGCUGGCCUGGAAGUCAACAUGACCAGAUAAUUUUUGAUAAUUCAUCAAUAAAAAGUAGAUUGGAAAGAAAUGAAUUUGGCAAUAGCCUUUUAGUAGCAGACAGUGGUUAUGCAAAUUCAAUGCAUGUAAUAACACCACUUUUGGAAGCAAGAACACAAGUCCAACAACUUUAUAAUGAAGCUGUUACAAGAACCAGAAAUCCUGUGGAAAGGCAAUACGGUUUGUGGAAACGACGAUUUCCAGUUCUCUCAACAGGGUUGAGACUAAAAUUACAGACAACCCUUACAGUGAUCGUUGCCACAGCUGUGCUGCAUAAUAUAGCAAUUGACCAAAAUGAAGAGCAGCCCCCUGAUAUUCCAAACUUGGAUGAAAACAUAAUCAAUUAUGAAGAAGAUAUCAGUGUUGAUCCUCCUGAAAAUAACUUCAUGAAUGCCAGGGAACUGUUAUUAAGUGAAUAUUUUCCAGGGCUUUUAAAUUAAUUCUUUACUUGUAC
Molecule: messenger RNA, 1092 nt
Organism: Acanthoscelides obtectus
Lineage: Eukaryota; Metazoa; Arthropoda; Insecta; Coleoptera; Chrysomelidae
Source: the annotation of a GenBank genome assembly